CAUUGGAUGUAAAAUAACGAGCUUCCAGGAAAUGUGAUGAGUCACACGGAGGUGACGGAACGAGUUCGAAUUCAGGUACACAGAUGCCGUUUUCUUAUUUCUUCAGUUUCUUAGUGUUUUAACCCCCGUAGCAGAAGAGACUGAUAGGGUGACUUUAGUAUCUUGCCAUGAACGGCCGCCCGUUUUUCAGCUACGAAGGAUGGACACGGCUUCUUUUGAUCAGAAGAGCAGUGUACCGGAUGAAGACCAUGUUGUUAGAAGCGGAAUGAAUAUUUACAUACGACGAAUUUUUGAUACAUGCUGGCUAGCAAAAGGCGUUUGCAGGGAAAAAUGUGAAGAAAAUGAAUUUUAUAACAUUCUUUGUGGUACUCAGUCCCUGUGCUGUAUCAGAAAAAAGGACAUGCCCACGCUGUUCGUGAAGUAAUUGUCACAUUCGGUUUUAGUAGAUCCACGUGUGGUUGCGGACCCAGAAACCUCGCCUCUGUCUCUCAAAUUGAUUGUACUGAUUUCCGUUCUCACCUAUGUUGUUACUGCUUCUGGAUCCCAGCUAGACGCCCUCCCUCUAGGGUAUGUAUACUAAUGAUACAUAGUAACUGAACUCACCCAUGAUUAAUAAACUUUUACUCUCUGG
Molecule: messenger RNA, 631 nt
Organism: Myodes glareolus (Bank vole)
Lineage: Eukaryota; Metazoa; Chordata; Mammalia; Rodentia; Cricetidae
Source: RefSeq, a predicted model, not a curated record